GUGUGAUGUUCGCCAAACCCCAAAGCUUUCUGUUUUCAGUGAGCAAACUGUUCCAUCAUCAUCAUCAACAACAAUGGCGAGAAAUGAGUGCAAUGACAAAAGUGAGAUUGAAAUGGGUGAAAAACAAGAACCUCGAUCACAUCAUUGAUACAGAGACCGAUCUCAAAGCAGCUUGCAUUCUCAAAGACGCCAUCAAACGAUCUCCCACCUGUUUCCUCACCGCUAAAUCCGUCGCCGACUGGCAGAAACUCCUCGGACUCACCGUCCCUGUCCUCCGCUUCUUGCGCAGGUAUCCGACUCUGUUUCAUGAGUUCCCGCAUUCUCGUUACGCAAGCUUGCCCUGUUUCAAGCUAACGGAGACAGCACUUAUGCUUAACUCACAAGAAGAGAUUAUUCAUCAAACCCACGAGGGUGAUACAGUGGAGAGACUCUGUAGACUUCUGAUGAUGAUGAGAACAAGAACCGUUUCCCUCAGAUCACUACACUCUCUCAAGUUCGAUCUUGGCUUACCAGAUAACUACGAGAAGACGUUAGUCAUGAAGUAUCCUGACCACUUCUGCUUUGUUAAGUCCUGUAAUGGAGACCCUUGUCUAAAGCUUGUAACUUGGCGUGAUGAAUUUGCAUUCUCUGCUCUUCAGAAGCAGAACGAGAGGAGUGUUGUUGCCGUGGAGGAUAGUCUUUACCGUGAGUUCAAACGAGGACAAGCCGCGUUGACUUUCCCUAUGAGCUUUCCUAGAGGAUACGGAGCUCAGAAGAAGGUCAAGGCGUGGAUGGAUGAGUUUCAAAGCCUUCCUUACGUAUCUCCUUACGAUGACGCAAGUAACAUUGACCCGGAGAGUGAUCUCAUGGAGAAACGAGCAGUGGGAGUUUUGCACGAGCUCUUGAGCUUGACUGUACACAAGAAAACCAAGAGGAACUACUUGAGAAGCUUGAGAGCUGAGCUUAACAUUCCGCAUAAGUUCACUCGUCUGUUCACGAGAUACCCCGGGGUUUUCUACCUCUCGUUGAAGUGUAAGACAACUACUGUGAUUUUAAAAGAAGGGUAUCGUCGAGGGAAGCUAGUGGAUCCGCAUCCUCUCACUCGUCUUAGAGAUAAGUUCUAUCAUGUGAUGAGAACAGGGCUUCUUCAUGGGGCUAGAGGGGUAGGCAUGGUCUCUAAAGAGGAACUAUUGGUUGAUAAGAUAGAUGAUGAUGGCCUUGAGGAAGAAGGCUCUGAAGGAGAAGAGAUUGUGGAAGGAAGUGAAGUUGAAGAAGAUUCAGAAGAUGACUAACAAUAGCAGUUGAGUCCAAAUGUUAAACACUUUACUGCAAUUUUUGUCUCUGGAACUUAGUUUGAUAUAGUGAGAGAUUGUAUUUCUCCAAGAAAGAUUAGCAAACAAGCCAACAACAGUGGAAACCAAGAAGAAGAUCAAAACUGGAGAACACUACUGUCUA
Eruca vesicaria subsp. sativa (arugula) is the source of this 1434-nucleotide messenger RNA. The record is from the annotation of a GenBank genome assembly. NCBI's taxonomy places the organism in Eukaryota, Viridiplantae, Streptophyta, Magnoliopsida, Brassicales, Brassicaceae.